UUUUUCAUGGCUCAAUCAAACACAAGCACAGUGGUUUUCCCAAAUCACGAAUCAGACCCUAUUCCUCUCAAAUCCCUAAAACCAGGGCCGUACGUUACACAUCUAUGCACAGGAAUCGACGAUGACGGCGUCGUUUGGUCGUGUCGCCUGCGUCGUUCUUGUUCUAGGGUUAGGGCUAGGGUUAGGGUUUGGUUCGGGCUCUGCGGAAGCUCUGAAGGUGCCACUUAGGUUCAAGGACGUCCUUCCGGUCCUGCCCCGGCAGAUUUCCUGGCCGGUGCUCAACAACCUUCACAGCGCCGUUGACCUGUUGCCGGAGUUUGUCGGAUCGCUCGCCCCCGCCAAUGGGUCGGUCCGGUGGCAAGGCGCAUGCUUUUCCGACAACGAAGCUCGCGUCGAGUUCACCGCUGGCGAUCGUCGCGGUUUGGGUGGCGGCAUUAUUUACCUCAAGACUUCUGCAGCUCACAGUUGGACCUGUAUGGAUCUGUAUGUUUUUGCAACACCAUACAGGGUUACUUGGGACUACUACUUCUCUGCCCGAGAGCAUACUUUGAAAUUUGAAUCCUGGGAGGAACCAGCUGAGCGGGAAUAUGUAAAACAGCAUGGAAUCUCUGUAUUUCUUAUGCCAUCGGGAAUGCUGGGGACCUUGCUUUCAUUAGUAGAUGUCUUGCCCCUGUUUUCUAACACUGGUUGGGGUCAGAAUGCUAACAUAAAUUUUUUGAAGAAACACAUGGGUGCAUCAUUUGAAAAACGUUCUCGGCCUUGGCGUGCAACUAUAAAUCCAGCGGAUGUCCAUUCUGGUGAUUUUUUAGCUGUAUCAAAGAUCCGUGGUCGGUGGGGUGGAUUUGAAACUCUGGAGAAGUGGGUAACAGGAGCAUUUGCUGGUCAUACAGCAGUUUGUUUGAAGGAUGAACUUGGUAAUCUUUGGGUUGGUGAAUCAGGACAUGAGAAUGAAAAGGGUGAAGAAAUUAUUGUGGUAAUUCCAUGGGAUGAAUGGUGGGAAUUGUCUCUUAAGGAUGGUUCCAAUCCACAAAUAGCAUUGCUGCCCUUACAUCCAGAACUGCGGGCUAACUUCAAUUCUAGUGCUGCAUGGGAAUAUGCACGGAGUAUGUCAGGGAAGCCAUAUGGUUACCACAACAUGAUAUUUAGCUGGAUUGACACCAUUGCUGACAACUAUCCACCACCUCUUGAUGCUCACUUGGUUAUUUCUGUCAUGUCUAUGUGGACUAGAGUACAGCCAGCUUAUGCUGCAAAUAUGUGGAAUGAAGCUCUAAAUAAGCGGCUUGGAACUGAGGAUUUGGACUUGUAUGGAAUUCUAGCUGAGACUGAAAGCCGCGGUAUAACCUUUGAUCAGUUACUUACAAUUCCAGAACAAGAUGACUGGGUCUACAGCGAUGGGAAAUCAACAACAUGCGUGGCCUUUAUUCUGGAAAUGUAUAAAGAGGCGGGAAUCUUUGGUCCUAUUUCUGACUCUAUUCAAGUAACAGAGUUUACUAUUCGGGAUGCUUAUAUGCUGAAGAUUUUUGAGAAUAACCAAACACGCCUGCCAAGUUGGUGUAACAAUGAGGUUGAUAAGCUCCCAUUCUGCCAGAUUCUUGGUGAAUAUCAAAUGGAAUUGCCAGAGUAUAAUACCUUAGAGCCAUAUGCCAACAUGAACGAGAAUUGCCCUUCUUUGCCUCCUACUUACGAGAGGCCUGUGCGUUGUUAAAUCUUAAUUCUUGCUGCAUGUUUGUGUGAUAUAGUUCUCAUAGAGCUAUCUUCUGCUGCCAUAGCUUGUGGUUUGUUAGGCUGCAAGGACGUCAUAUAUUAUGUGAAAGCACUGCGUUCUCUUGUUUGGAUUCCCCAGAUGAUGUGCAAACUGUUUGUAAAUAGUUGCUUCAAAAAGCUAUGCUCGUUGCUCUUCGGGAAACAAACAAAUUCACUAUAAAUUGUCUA
Messenger RNA from Diospyros lotus (date-plum), 1932 nucleotides. RefSeq lists its product as uncharacterized. The transcript is spliced from 7 exons. Bases 122 to 1705 code for a protein of 527 amino acids. The record is from RefSeq and is a predicted model, not a curated record. Lineage: Eukaryota; Viridiplantae; Streptophyta; Magnoliopsida; Ericales; Ebenaceae.